AUGUCAGAUAAUAACAAUAAUAAUAAUAAUGGAGAAAGUAGUAGAACAUCAAUGGUUGAACCAUUGAUUAUAAGAUUAUUAUUGACAUCGGAUUUACCGCGUAAACGAUCGAAUUCAUACGAGUUUGCUGGUAGAACUUAUAUUGGAUAUUCAGAGUUAGCUUUCAAUCUUGCAAAAGUUUGUAAGAGAUGGUUUAAAUUGGUGUCUUGUUCGAUAAAUAGUGUUGAUAUCGUUCAAUUCGUAACAAAUAACGAUAAUACAGAUCUGUCAGCAUUGCUCAUGAUGAUCAGAGGUGAACAGACCACCAAACAAAAGUUUCCUAUCGUCAAUAAACUACAGUCACUUACGAUUAGAGGUGGCAACCAAGCAAACAUUACCAGAGAGCUGAUAGAAACGUUGGUGGACGAGCAAAAGGAAGGAAAGCUCGAUGGAAUUACAUCGUCGAUCGAACAUGUCUUUGCCUUUACAUUCGGAAUGGGCGAUAUUCCCAGCGAUUUCUACGAUAUGCUUGAAAACUGUCAGUCAGUGUUUCCAUCGCUCGACUCACUCUCGUUGUACAGAGACGAUCGUCAAGAGGAAGCAGGCAGUCCGCUCUAUCUGUUCUUAGUGGAUCUACCUUGUUUCAACUACAUCAAGUACUUGAAUUGCCAGAUUCAACGCGACACCGAGGACGACAACGAAGAGAGCUCGUCUGAACUGCUCACCGCGCUCUCAAAGAAUCCGUUUCUCAAGUUCUUGGAUCUAACAAUGAAAGAAGGUAUGUCGAUAGGUCGACUCGUUUACUAUUUCGCAUCGUGGAGCACCUUAGAGUAUAUAAAGAUUCAAUGCUACACUGGUGUCGGUGAUAUGACACAGGAAGGUCUCGAUGCACUCUACAUGGUGAUGAGAGAGAACAACAAACUGAAAGAUGUAAACUUUGGUAACUUGGGAUUGGACGAAAUGUCACUGGAUACAAAAGAUGGCAUUCAACAAGCAUUGGCAGCCAAUAAGUGUAUCAUCAACCUCGAUGUCAACUACAGCUUAUUCUACACAAAAACCAAAAGCACCAAUAUCAUCAGUCAAACCGUUCAACAAUUUAAACUUGUACAUAAAUCAUUUCAAGAGUUUAAUGAUCAAUGUAAAUAUGAAACAGUUACAGAUUCAAUAUUAGAAAUAAUCAGUGGAAAUACUCAUCCAAAUUUGACAAAUAUGCAUAUUACAUUUGUAGUUGGUGGAGAGGAACUAGAUCAAUUCAAACAAAGAGUAGUAGAUGCACUAUCAACAAACACAACUCUACGUUCAUUUUCUUACAAUACUUUUUGUGGUGGAACUAUUAGUCCAUCGACUGCUUUGCGAUUUCCAACUAGCUAA
Messenger RNA from Heterostelium album PN500, 1350 nucleotides. RefSeq lists its product as uncharacterized. Lineage: Eukaryota; Evosea; Eumycetozoa; Acytosteliales; Acytosteliaceae. The record is from RefSeq and is a predicted model, not a curated record. The transcript has 2 exons. Bases 1 to 1350 code for a protein of 449 amino acids.